AUGUCCGAGUCAGCUCUGCUUAGCUCCAAAAUCGACUUGGAAAAAGUCGCCGUCGACGACGAGUCGGUGGGGAUCAAGUUUGACGAGAAUGCCUUCGAGCAACGUGGUCGGACCCGUCGCCGGGCCCUGGUCCACACUCGUUCCCGCCUGGCCCUGCUAUUUCGGGAACGGGUGGGGCCCGACGUGGUGUUGCCAGGGGUUUUCAAGACCAUCAGUCACCAUGUCGACAACGAGUUGGAACAAGACAAGCUCCCCGAACACGCCUCGAAGUUCUCCAAGAUUGUGUGGCACACCACGCCGGCGGACGUGGUGGAGCAGGAAUUUGGUACCAACUCCAAAGGUGGUUUGAGCGACAACGCCGUCAAAGACUUGAGCAAGCGCUAUGGCGCCAACAUUCAGCUGAAACCUCCGCUGAGAUGGUGGUGGAAGUUGUUGGUAUACUUCUUCGGUGGGUUUGGCGGUUUGUUGCUUGGCGGUGGCAUCUUGUGUAUCAUCAGUUGGAAACCUCUCGGGCUGUCGCCCGCUGUGUCCAACUUGGUGCUUGGUAUCAUCCUUCUUGCCGUCUUCGUUGCCCAGGCGAUGUUCAACUUCUUCCAGGAUUUUAGCAGUUCUCGAGUGAUGGACCUGAUCCACGACAUGAUCCCUGAGCUGUGUACCGUGACUCGCGACGGCCAAAUCGUCAGCGUGGAGCUGAAGGACAUCGUCCCCGGUGACAUCGUCCACAUCGCUGCUGGUGAUAAAACUCCUGCUGAUCUCAGAAUAACAGAAGCCUCCCCUGACUUGGCGUUUGACCGACUGGUGCUUACUGGUGAAUCCGUGCCUGUGGCUACGCUGGCGAUGCCUGACCCUUUGGGCACCAACUACCUUGAGCUGACGUCAAUGGCAAUGCAAGGUACUUACUGCGUCAACGGCGCUGGUCGCGGUAUUGUCGUUGCCACUGGUGACAACACCAUCUUUGGUACCAUUGCCAAGGAUGCCCUGAGACCGAAGAAGGGGAUGACGCCGUUGCAAAAGGAAAUCUUCCGCUUCAUCCUCUUAACCUGUGUCAUUAUUGUCACCCUUGUGGUGCUCCUUUGUAUCUUGUGGGGGGCUUGGCUUCACAAAGACCACAAAGACUGGAUCAACGUCCCCUCAUUGAUCGUGGCGUUAGUGCUGGUGGCGGUGGCGUUUAUGCCCGAAGGUUUACCGAUUGCCUUGACUACAUGUUUGGUGAUUACUGCCAACCAAAUGAGAAAGCACCAAAUCUUGUGUAAGUCGUUGCUGAUUGUCGAACUGUUGGGGUCGGUGCUGGUGCUUGGUUUUGACAAAACCGGUACCCUCACUCGUAACCAUAUGACUGUCACCGACGCUUAUACCCUUGGUCCUCAACGCCUGGUGGUAACGAUGGCAGCGGUGUGUAACCUGGCGGUAAAAGCUGGCGACAAAAUUAUCAAUGGUAAUGCCACCGACAAAGCGCUUCUCCAAUACGCUGACAAUCUGGCUCCCUUAGAAUCGAUUUACGGCGCCUGGACCCAAGUUCACGACCUCCCGUUUAACUCAAAGGACAAGUACAUGAUCACGAUGCUUGAGCCGCGACUGAAGGAACUGUGGGCCGAGAUCGGCGUCCCCGCGUUCCACACCAGCGACAACCUGAAUCUUUUUGUUGUCAAGGGCGCUCCGGAUAUCUUGCUUCCUAAGCUUGCAUUUGUGGUUAAUGAAGAAGGAAUCAUGCCCAUCACCGACGAUAUCCGCGACACCAUCACUGAAACACAACGCGAAUGGGCCAGCAACGGUAAGCGGGUGCUUCUUCUAGCAAAGAAAAUCAUCCCCCUGAACGCGGUGUCUGAUGAUAAGCGGGUGGCCACUGAACAGAUGCGUGAUCAAGUGCGUGGCUUGGUGUUUGUGGGGCUCGUUGCCAUUGAAGACCCUCCCAGAAAGAAUAUCGCCAGUGUCAUUACUCGUCUUCGUCGCGCUGGCAUCAAGAUUGUUAUGAUCACUGGUGACUUUGAGUUGACGGGGGUUGCCAUCGCCAAGGCCUGUGGCAUUGUCAACGGCGAACCUGACACCGUGGGCCACCUGACAGGGGCUCUGGCAGUGUCUAUCACUGGUCCUCAACUCAACUCGCUUACCGACGACCAGUGGAAGGACAUUAUUGGCUACCAGGAAUUAGUGUUCACACGGACCACCCCUCAACAAAAGUUGAUGAUCAUCCAGCAAUUCCAAAAGAACGGGCACUUGGUGGGAAUGUCGGGUGACGGGAUCAACGACGCUCCUUCGUUGAAACAGGCUGAUGUGGGUAUUCUGAUUGCCGACGCGCUGGACAUUGCUAAGGAAGCUCUGGACCUUAUCUUGAUGGGGCUGGGCGAAGAGUUGUUUGAAGGGAUCAUUGAGGCGUUGAAGUAUGGUCGUUUGGUAUUUGAGAACUUAAAGAAGACGUUAGGGUACCUUUUACCCGCAGGUACUUACUCUGAGUUGUGGCCAGUGUUGCUUAACGUCAUCUUCGGCAUGCCCCAGAUGCUUUCCAGUUUCAAUAUGAUCAUCAUUUGUUGCAUCACUGACUGUAUCAACGCCAUCGUCAUCGCCUUUGAGCCGCUGGAGAAGAACUUGUUGGAAAAACCUCCUCGAACUGAACGCCUCGUCAACUUCAACUUAUUGUUGCACCUGUACUUCACCAUCGGUACCUUCUACUCGUUCACGCUGUUCUUGCUUGGUUUCAUCAACUUACAACGCCACGGGAUGCCGUUCUCGGCGUUCACGUUGUCGUACGGUAGUUAUGAAAACAAGUGGUCCAAUGUCGACGAUAUCAUCGCCAUGUCACUGUCGAUUUAUUUCGUCAACUUGGUGAUCAUGCAAAUCUUCAACUUGUUGGCGAUGCGGACGCGGUACUUGCUGAUGUUCCAGCAUCCUCCCUGGCUCAACAAGUGGAUCUUUGUGGUGACGCCGAUCUCGUUUGGGGUGACGUUUAUAAUCAACUAUAUCCCCGCCAUUCAAAAAGCGAUGGGCACGGCAAUGGUCCCCGUGGAGUAUUACUUCAUCUCCCUCGGGUUCGGGGUGGUGGUGCUUGUUUAUGAUGAGUUGAGAAAGUGGCGGGUCCGCACCCAUCCCAAGGGGUUUCUCGCCAAGAUCGCCUGGUAG
Molecule: messenger RNA, 3114 nt
Organism: Diutina rugosa
Lineage: Eukaryota; Fungi; Ascomycota; Pichiomycetes; Serinales; Debaryomycetaceae
Product: cation-translocating P-type ATPase
Exons: 1
Coding region: 1-3114 (1037 amino acids)
Biological process (GO): proton transmembrane transport; sodium ion export across plasma membrane; potassium ion import across plasma membrane
Cellular component (GO): membrane
Molecular function (GO): ATP hydrolysis activity; P-type sodium:potassium-exchanging transporter activity; ATP binding
Source: RefSeq, a predicted model, not a curated record